This is a messenger RNA of Lagopus muta (rock ptarmigan), 4769 nucleotides long. RefSeq names its product CTTNBP2 N-terminal like (gene CTTNBP2NL). The record is from RefSeq and is a predicted model, not a curated record. The coding region runs from base 326 to 2245 and encodes 639 amino acids. Lineage: Eukaryota; Metazoa; Chordata; Aves; Galliformes; Phasianidae. The transcript has 5 exons.
AAGCGGAGCGGUGCCGUCCGUAGGGCCGAGCGGCGGUGCGGGGUGGGAGCGCUGGGUUGGGGUCGGUUGAGGAGACGCUGCGGUUGCCCGAUGCACCGCGGAGAGGAAGUUUACGUUUAGGCGUUAUCCGUGUUUAUGCUGUGAGCCGUCGCUCGUUGCCCAAAGGUGGGGGUUUAUCUCCGACCGAGGAAUAAUAUUUAUGUCUGCAGACUAAAUAACGCCGUCCUUGCGGUUUGCCUGGGUGCUCUGCUCGGGUUGGGUGACUGAAUGUGGAAGGAAGGGAUGCCAUUCAGAGGGAGCUCAGCAGACUCAAAAGGUUUUCAGGAUGAAUCUGGAAAAACUCAGCAAACCAGAGCUACUGACACUGUUCAGCAUUCUGGAGGGAGAGUUAGAAGCAAGGGAUCUUGUCAUAGAAGCCUUAAAGGCCCAGCACAGAGACACCUUCAUUGAAGAGCGCUAUGGAAAGUACAACAUCAGUGAUCCAUUAAUGGCUUUGCAGAGAGAUUUUGAAGCCCUGAAGGAGGCAAAUCAUGGUGAAAAGCAGCCAGUAUGCACCAAUCCCUUAUCCAUCCUGAAGGUGGUGAUGAAACAUUGCAAGAAUAUGCAGGAAAGGAUGUUAUCCCAACUAGCUGCUGCAGAAAGCAGGCACAGAAAGGUGAUCCUGGACCUGGAGGAGGAGAGGCAGAGGCAUGCCCAGGACACGGCAGAGGGAGAUGAUGUCACCUACAUGCUGGAGAAGGAGCGGGAGAGGCUCACCCAGCAGCUGGAGUUUGAAAAAUCCCAGGUGAAAAAGUUUGAGAAGGAGCAGAAGAAGCUCUCGAGUCAGUUGGAGGAGGAGAGGGCACGCCACAAGCAGCUGUCCUCCAUGCUUGUUGUAGAGUGCAAGAAAGCCACUGCCAAAGCAGCAGAAGAGAGUCAGAAGACGGCAGAACUGAGCUUGAAAUUGGAAAAAGAGAAGAGUAAGGUGAGUAAGCUGGAGGAGGAGCUGGCGUCCAAGAGGAAGCGGGGCUUACAGAUGGAAGCACAAGUAGAAAAGCAACUCUCGGAGUUCGACAUUGAAAGAGAACAGCUGAAAGCCAAGCUGAACAGAGAAGAGAACCGUACAAAAGCACUGAAAGAAGAAGUGGAAUCUUUGAAGAAAGCCCUGAAAGAGCUGGAGGCUGCUUGCCAGGAGCACGGUCCUACUGAGCCUUCGCAGCCAAGUGUCUCUGUGACGUCCAGAGGCACUGCUACUGACAGCCCUGCCAUCAAGUCUGUGUCAUGCCAGACAGAGUUUCCACAAGCAGACCGAGCAAAUCCUGCUGGUGCAAGCAAAGCUGUGCACACUGCAUUUCCCAGCCCUCCUACACCUACUCAUUCCCAUGCGAAAUCCAACGGUCAUUGCGACACUGACACUCAAGCAGGUGGUGAGCAGCCGCAGGCAAACGCUGCGGAGAGCCAAGUGCAGAAGGAGAAACCCACUGGGGCAACACCAGAGAACACAGUUGAGAAUGGAAGUUCUCCCCUAAGAACGGAGUCACCGGUGCACCUGCUGGCCCAGCUCCCUUCCAGCGGGGUUUCCCUGUCUCCCAGCAGCACGGCUGCCUCCUCCCUCACCCCGUCUCCGUGCUCCUCACCCGUUCUGAGCAAACGCUUGGUGGGAGCUCCUGCAGGCAGCCCUGGUUACCAAUCCUCCUACCAGGUGGGGAUCAAUCAGCGCUUCCAUGCAGCUCGGCACAAGUUUCAGUCUCAAGCUGAACAGGACCAUCAGUGCAGCGGCCUGCAGAGCCCACCAGCACGGGAUCUGUCUCCGACUCUAGCAGAUAACUCUGCUGCCAAGCAGUUAGCACGCAACACGGUCACUCAGGUCCUGUCCAGAUUUACCAGCCAGCAGGGACCGAUUAAACCCGUCUCCCCUAACAGCUCACCUUUUGGCACGGACUAUCGAAAUCUGGCAAAUGCUGUGAGCCCUAAAAGUGAAUCUGGUCAUUCUCCGAGCCCUGGCAAGGUUUCCAGCCCGCUCAGCCCGUUGUCUCCUGGGAUUAAGUCACCGACCAUCCCUCGAGUGGAAAGAGGGAACCCUCCACCCAUUCCUCCAAAGAAACCUGGCCUGGCUCAGUCUCCUGCUGCUCCAGCUCCGCUCACCAAAGCCUCUUCUCAGUCAUCCUCCCUGGGUGCUGCCAUGGACGUGGCAAGCAGUUGCUCCAACAACGCUGUGGUGUCCAAUGGCAAAGACAUUGAGAUCCUCCUGCCAACCAGCAGCUAGUCUCCAGCAAAUGUGAACGUGACAUUCCGUGGCUUAGCUGGAGCUGAGGCACUGUUUUUUCCACUCCGUGUUAUUUAUUUCCAUAGUAGCAGAAUCUGUCUGUAUAAAGCAUUUAGUAUAUUUUUUUUUUCCCUUUUUUAAUAGGUAGGAAAAUAUUUUUGUUUAUGAAGAAACCUUAACUACAGCUAUAUACAGCAGCCUCAAAACGUCUCAUGGCAACAGUCAAAUCAGUAACAGGAACCCUGCACUGGUCCUUAACCUAUCAAGCUAAAGUGGGACUGAAACGCUACUUAGAAACUAAGCAGAAAAAGCUUCUGCAGACUUUUUACUCCAGAUGAACAUUUUAUAUAUAUAUAUAAAAAAAAAAGAAGUGCCUGAACUUAAGCCUGCAUUCCAAUAUGAAUGUGAUCCUCUGGAAAAGGUGAGGAUGGGGACCAUCUAGCUGCAGGAUCAAAUCCUUCCGUGAGUCGUGAAUGUUUAGGGGCGACACUGGUUUUGAUUCUUUCCAUUUGCUGCAGUUCAGUCAGCAAAUGUCUGGUGGGAUUCUGUAAGGCGAGCACCAAACUGCUGCGGCAGCCACAGCCACGCUGCAUCCCUCAGGAUGGCUUUUGGGAAGCAACGUGAGUUUCCUGGGGUAGAACUGAGCAAUACAACCCGCUUUCCUUGCUGUGUGUGAGGCCAGUGAGGUGCUGGAACAGAGAACUGCAGGUGCCCCAUCCUCAGAGGUCGGGUUGGCUGCCCUAUUGAUGUGCUGGGGGGGCACCCAGCCCAGGGUAGGGGUUGGCACCAGGUGGUCUUUAAGGUCCCCUCUGACCUCUGAGCCAUUCUAUCAUUCUGCAUUCAAUGUCCAAGCAGUUUUUUUGCCUUCCUGUAGCACAUCCCGCGUGCUUCGAUGGCUGAACUCCAGGUUCUGGUGUGUCCCUUUUAAUUUCCACUUUCUUUAAGCAUUCUACUGUUGUGUGUAGAACUUCUGAGAAAAGGAUCUUGCUAUUACUUUAUCAAGGUCUUGCUAUUACUUGAAAACAAGAGAACCAAAACACUAGUCCAUAUGAUACAGGUUUUUUCCAAUGUGGGAUCUUCUACUCUACACAAAAGCAAUAAUUCUGUUCAUCAUUUGCACCCAUGGCAUCCAGCUGACCUGGAGUUAGCUGUGGGUCUUUUGGCUUUCAUUGGCUGCUGCAAAUAGGGAACCAAAUAAUUGCUGUCCUGUGUGUGGGUAAUGUCACACACACGUAUUAAGUACACAGUGCAUUAUCAAAGUCUAUUCUGGAGCCUUUCCUGAAUAAAAAGAGAGCAGGGGAAUCCUCUGAGAUGAAAAAUCAUUUAGAGCAAGGGGCAGAGGGUGAAGUUUGAGGCGAGAAAAGCGAUGUGGGCCGAAAUGGGGCAGAGCAGCUGCUUCUGUGCAGGAUAUGCAGCCCUCACUGCGAUGCUCUGCCCUCGUUCUGCAUGCAGUGCUUGGCUCCAUGCAGUCAGCAGUGCCUGUGGGCGAUGCUGGGGGGUGGAGGCAGAGAGCAAAACCCUGAGUUCGUUUUUCAGGUGUUGGUUGCGAGCAGAUCCUGCACUCAGAAGCAUCAGGUUGCCUGCAGCCGGAGCUGCUUUCUCCUUCAGCCUCGUUAAAUAUUUAAUUAAACAAAACACGUCCCACUUUGCCAUAGGAGAAAACGCCCGGCUGCAGCUGGGAGGAUGCACUGCUGUACCUUCAUGAGUUCCCUGAGCUCUGGGUCUCCCUUUGCAGGACAUCAGAGCUGUGUGCUGCUGUCGAGCGGCUGCUGCCCACAGGGCCCCUGCUGCCCUCCCUGCACAGACAUUCAGAUCCAUUCCCAUCUACCUUCAAGUCGUGCUGUUUGUGCCAUAGUUCCUCACCCCUGGGAGCAGCAGCAGCCCUUUGGGAAGCACAUUUACUCCUCUUUUUCAACACUCAUAGCAGAUUUGUUUUCUCCUCUCGGUGAGUGUAAUCCUAGAGAUGGAUGGGCAGAUGGGUUCAGGCCCUCAUGUGGCUUUUGAUUCAAAAGCAAGGCUUUGUAUACACUGCUUUAACACGUUCCUUUGCUUUUACGUUGGUGUAAAUUGUAUUAUCCCCCCUCCUUAUAGCUCUAUAGAGAGGCUAUGAUGAAGUUUAUUAGGAAAUGCACUGAGUACUGUUUCUUCUACUAUAUACUAUGGGAAGGGGUAUGCAGAAGAAUGUAUUUUUGCUAGCAGCCGAUCUUUGGGGGGGGAAUUAAGCACAAAGAUGGCAGUGGCUCCAUUUAACUCAGUGAGGAGCUUAAGGGUAGAAUGUCCAUGUAGACUCUGUGUGAAAGCAGCUAAAUAUCACUCCUAGAACUCACACCUGUUACAAGCAAGAGUUGUCACUGGAGAACGGAGUAUAAUGAAGUGCAAAGACGCGUGCUCUAGUAUUAAUCCAUUAACACUUGUACAUUUGUAAAGCCAAACGUACCGAGCUGAAGUCUUUAAUCUUAUAGCUGACGGCAUUAAACGUGUUAAACAUUCGUACGAUCAAUAAAGGAUUUUAUUUUUAACAUUG